Messenger RNA from Raphanus sativus (radish), 1641 nucleotides. Its product is annotated as MATH domain and coiled-coil domain-containing protein At2g42475-like. Lineage: Eukaryota; Viridiplantae; Streptophyta; Magnoliopsida; Brassicales; Brassicaceae. The coding region runs from base 135 to 1496 and encodes 453 amino acids. Gene Ontology annotation, molecular function: protein binding. The transcript has 4 exons. The record is from RefSeq and is a predicted model, not a curated record.
GUUUUCCUUUCUUCUUUUUGUGUCCUCUACUAUAAAUACAGGACUUCUUACGCCUAAACUUAUCAUCAUACAAAGUUUACGAAAUAUCUUCCUUGCUAGAAAUAACCAAAUCUACCAGAUUUUUUAAGUCGAAUAUGUGGGAUCAAAGACCUAGUUUCAGGUUUGAGAUAGAUAACUUCUCCGACAAGGAAGAUGUCAUAGCGUCUAAGGACUUCGUGGCUGGCGGAUGCGAAUGGUAUCUCGCAGUUCAGCCCAAGGGAGAUUAUAAUGAUCAGCUGUGUUUGUUCCUCUACGUUGCAAAUCGUAAAUCCUUGCGAACUGGUUGGAAGAGAAGUGCUAAAUAUUACUUUCUUGUGCUGAAUGAGUCCAACAAAGAACUCUAUAGAUCAUCAAUAAUGGGAAAAAGAAACUUGUUUUGCGCUGAGAAUCCAGCAUGGGGUAGCCGAAAGGCUUUGCCUCUAAGCAAAUUUCAGGAAAGUGGGUUUUUGGAGAAUGAUAAACUCAUCAUUGAAGUCUACAUUAAAGUUGUUGAAGCUUUUGAUGGAGAAUGCGGGGAUAUCAAUGGUUUUCAAGUUUUUGCUGCUCAUGUUGCUUCAGUGAAAAAGACAUUCGCAGAGCACGUGGCGAAGACAGAAUACAAGAAUACUCUGAGUAACGCUUGCAGCAAGUUGAGUGAGCUUGCGGAAGUAGGAGCCAAGCUGGACUGGUUGAAGUCAAAGUUUGAUGAAGUUUCCUUCAAGAGGAAGAACGCAGACGAUGCUGCUGAUGAGUCUCUGGUCCCACUACUUGAGGAACGCAUCAAGAAUCUUGAACUAAUGGUAUCAGGCUUCAAGAAGGACUGUUUGAAGUCAAAGCGUGAGAGGAAGAAAUCACAUGCUGCUGAUGAAUGUCGUUUCCAAAAACUGGAAGAAAGCGUCAAGAAUCUUGAGCUGAUGGAACUAGGAUUGAAACUGGACAGUUUGAAGUCGAAGCUUGAGGAGGUUUCCUUGGAGAAGAAGAAAUCACAUGAUGCAGUUGAGUCUCGGGCCCAACUGCUCGAGGGGCGUCUCAAGAAGAUUGAGCUAAUGAAAACAGGCUCUAAACUGGACAGUUUGAAGUUGAAGCUCGAGGAGAUUGCCUUGGAGAGGAAGGAAUCAUAUGAUGCUGAUGAGUCUCGGGUCCAACAACUCGAGGAACGCAUCAAGAAUAUUGAACUGAUGGAUAUAGGAUUCAAGCUGGACUCUGUGAAUACAAAGAUUGAUACUUAUGACGAGUCUCUAGUUCAACAACUCGAGGAACGUGUCAAGGACAUGUCAAGGAAAGUGGGAUUCAAGCUGAAUUGUUUGAAUACAACGAUUGAGGAAAGGUUCUUAGAGAGGACGAAAUCUGAUGAUGCUCGGUUCCAUCAGCUUGAGGAAAGCGUCAAUAACAUUGAGCUGAUGGUGUCGUGUCUGAAAGUUGAACUAGACAAGAAAAAGGACAAAUCUGUUGCUGAAGGAUUUUUGUUGGUCGACUAGGCUUUUGCUUGAUGUAGUGAAGUUUUUCGUUUAAUUAUCUUAUUUAGAAGCACUAAUGUCUUUUCAUUUUUCUCCUUUUAUUUUGGUUUUUAGUUUUGCACUGUGAACUCUAGAGAUUUGACAUAAUCAAAAGUGUUUUUUUUUU